AUGUCUAAUAAUUGGACAUUUGAUCAUGAUGAUCAUGCACCCUUUGGUUCCGAUGAAAAUAUUAAUAUCACUGAAUAUCGUUCACUUUUAAUUACAAUAUUUUUCUUUAUGAUUGGAUUAUUUGGAAAUAGUAUUAUGUUAGUUGGUAAUGGAUAUAUUUUACGACAUUCAUCAGGCGGAGAAAAACGUACAUUCGAGAAUUUUCUAGUUGAAAUAUCUUGUUUUGAUUUAAUUAUAUUGACAUAUCAUUUAAUGAACUCAAUUAUACGUUAUAAAACAUUACCAGAAAAUGAAACUGAUAUAAUGACUGGUUUAAUAAAUAUAUCAACAGUUUGUUGUAAAUUAUUAACAUAUAUUAUACGAGUAUCAACAUUAAUGUCACAUUGGUUAAUUAUUUUACUUCUUCUUAAUCGAUUAUUUCUUGUUUAUUCAAAAUUCUAUCGAUUUAUUGCUAUUGUCAAUGCUAAAUAUGCAGUUUGUGUUUUAUUAUUUGUAUUCACUCUAUUCAAUGUACUACCAAUUGAAUCAAUGUCAUACAAUGAACCACUUUCUUUUAUACAUAAUUCAACAACAAAUGUAACAUUUCAUCGUCAUUGUUUAAUGAAUGCAGAAAUGGUUGAUUUACAUGCAUCCAUUUAUUCAACAUCAGUUAUUAUUAAUGUAUUUUUUUAUACUGGUCUUGGUUUAUUAUUACCAACUAUAAUAAUAUGUAUUUUAUCAAUAUUAUUAUUUCGUAAAGGUGCACAUAUAUGGAAUGAAUUACAUUCACAUUAUUCUGAAACAGAAAAUAUUUCACUUCGUUAUGAUUCACCAAUAGCUGAUUAUCUUCGUACAUAUAAUGCAGCAUUUUCACUUGGUAUUGUAUUUGUAUUUUUAUCAAUACCAUGUAAAUUUUUACGUUUUAUUGUUUUAUUUGCAUCAAAUCAUAUUGAUGAAUAUGCAUCAUCAAAUGAAAUACUUGUUAAAGCUCAUGCACAUAUGCAAACAAUUGGUUUAGCAUUUGAAUUAUCACUUUAUUCAUAUAAAUUUUUUGUUUUUAUUUGUACAAAUUAUCGUUUUCGUUGUGCAUUAAAAUAUUUAUUAAGAUAUCAACGUAGUCAUGUUAUUCUUGAUCAAAGAGUAUCAACAACAACAAAUAAUAAUGAAAAUCAACGAAUUCAUUUAAGUAAUUCACAAGAAAGUGUACCAUUUGAAGGUUUAUAUAAACAUUUAGAAACAAAUGAAUUUGAUAUACCAAUUAAUAUACAUCGAACUGGUGUAGGUGGUGGACAUGGAACUAUUAGUUCAUAUAGUCAUCGAUCAAGUUUUAAAACACGUUCAAGUGUUUGUAGUCGACGAACAAAAGAAGAUGAAAUAUCACUUUAA
Messenger RNA from Rotaria sp. Silwood1, 1365 nucleotides. NCBI's taxonomy places the organism in Eukaryota, Metazoa, Rotifera, Eurotatoria, Philodinida, Philodinidae. The record is from the annotation of a GenBank genome assembly.